AUGUCGUUCACCCAUAGUCACUCACUGACGGUACACCGGAGAAUUCACACAGGGGAGAAACCGUACCAGUGUGACGCGUGCGACAAAUCGUUCAUCCAAAGUAGUGCUCUGACGGUGCACCGACGAAGUCAUACAGGAGAGAAACCGUACCAUUGUGACGUGUGCGACAAAUCGUUCACCCAAAGUAGCGCUCUGGCGGUGCACCGGCGAAGUCAUACAGGGGAGAAACCGUACCAUUGUGACGUGUGCGACAAAUCGUUCACCCAAAGUAACCAUCUGGCGGCACACCAGAAAAUUCACAUAGGGGAGAAACCGUACCAAUGUGACGCGUGUGACAAAUCGUUCAUCCAAAGUAGUACUCUAACAGUGCACCGACGAAGUCAUACAGGGGAGAAACCGUACCAUUGUGACGUGUGCGACAAAUCGUUCACCCAAAGUAGCGCUCUGGCGGUGCACCGGCGAAGUCAUACAGGGGAGAAACCGUACCAUUGUGACGUGUGCGACAAAUCGUUCACCCAAAGUAACCAUCUGGCGGGACACUGGAAAAUUCACACAGGGGAGAAACCGUACCAUUGUGACGUGUGUGGGAUGUCGUUCACCCAUAGUCACUCACUGACGGUACACCGGAGAAUUCACACAGGGGAGAAACCGUACCAGUGUGACGUGUGCGACAAAUCGUUCACCCAAAGUAGCGCUCUGGCGGUGCACCGGCGAAGUCAUACAGGGGAGAAACCGUACCAUUGUGACGUGUGCGACAAAUCGUUCACCCAAAGUAGCGCUCUGGCGGUGCACCGGAGAAGUCAUACAGGGGAGAAACCGUACCAUUGUGACGUGUGCGACAAAUCGUUCACCCAAAGUAACCAUCUGGCGGGACACUGGAAAAUUCACACAGGGGAGAAACCGUACCAUUGUGACGUGUGUGGGAUGUCGUUCACCCAUAGUCACUCACUGACGGUACACCGGAGAAUUCACACAGGGGAGAAACCGUACCAGUGUGACGUGUGCGACAAAUCGUUCACCCAAAGUAGCACUCUAGCGGUACACCGGAGAAUUCACACAGGGGAGAAACCGUACCAUUGUGACGUGUGCGAGAUGUCGUUCAACCAAAGUAGUGGUCUGACGGUACACCGGCGAGUUCACAAGGGAGAGAAACCGUACCAAUGUGAAAGGUGUGGCUUGUGUUUCACUACUGGGAUCGAUCUUAAGAAGCACUGGUGGACGCAUGUAGAAAAUAUAGAGUGA
This is a messenger RNA of Macrosiphum euphorbiae (potato aphid), 1242 nucleotides long. The record is from the annotation of a GenBank genome assembly. NCBI's taxonomy places the organism in Eukaryota, Metazoa, Arthropoda, Insecta, Hemiptera, Aphididae.